AUGUACUUCAAGAACCCAACUGUUGCCGCCGGCGCCGCCGCGCUGGCCGUCAUUGGCCAGGCCACCGCUCAGGACAUUCUUCCCGACAGCGAACUCCCUCAGAUUGGUGGUGGUUACUUCAAUGCCAGUGACCCUGCGCUUGCUGGCUACACGUACAAUGGUGUUCCUCCCUUCGCCGCCGGUGCCUUCGACGGUUACUACAAGUGGGCGCUGAACAACAACACGGUCUCCAUCAACAAUGCCACCUACCUGUCCCUGCCCUUCGGCAUAACCGAUCUGGGCCAGAAGAACACCAUAUAUCCCUUCUACAUUGUCAGCGAGGGAACCCCCAAGGAGAUCACUCUCAACUCUGCCAAGUCUGACGGCGCUUGCGACCUGGAGGGUGAGGGCAAGGGCCAGGGCAAGGGCCAGGACAAGGGCCAGGACAAGGGCCAGGACAAGGCCAAGUUCAAGAAGAUCCUCCACAUCAUCUUUGAGAACCAGGUCUACAACUGGACCAUGAGCAGCCCCUGGUGGCAGGUGGCCGCUAAGCGUGGUAAGCUGUUGACCAACAGCCACGGCAUCGCCCACCCUUCCUACCCCAACUAUGCUUCCAUUGUCGCUGGUGACUUCUUCGGUGUGAGCGCCGAGAAUUUCUACUUCCUCAACACCACCUCCAUCUACGAUCUUCUCGACGCCAAGAACCUCGACUACGCUUCCUACGUUGAGUGGUACACCCCCGUCGCCACUGAGCGUGGUCCCAACGACUGCAACAACGCCGUCUUCCUCGGCCCCAUGGAUGGUCUUAACUUCCCCGAUUCCUCCCCCAUCUACCGUCGUCUUGAUGUUCCCGCCCUGCUCUUCUCAACCUACGUUGAGCAAUACAGCCGCUGCGAGCGUGUGCUUAAGGCCUCCCAGCACUUCUAUAACGACGUCUUCUCCAACAAGUUGCCCGCCUACUCCUUCUAUGUCCCUGACAUGCUCCACAACGCCCACGACCCUGUCCCCGAUGAGAGCAUGUUCGACACCGCUGCUAGCUCUGGCAUGUGGUUGAACUCCUUCCUCGACAUGUACCUUGAAGAGUUGACCGCCCAGGGUACUCUCGUUGUGGCAACCUGGGAUGAAGCUACCUGGCCCAACGGCAGCGACUCUGUCCCCAACAACAACAACUCCAUCGCAACCAUCCUCUUCGGCCACGGCAUCACCCCCAACACCUACGAUGACAACUACCUCACCCACUAUGGUCUCCUCCGUGGUGCCAUCAGCAACUUCGGCCUUGGCUCGCUCGGCCGUAACGACACCAACGCCACUAACGGUGACCUCACCCAGUUCAUCAACUAA
Penicillium canariense is the source of this 1320-nucleotide messenger RNA. RefSeq lists its product as uncharacterized. The transcript has a single exon. Gene Ontology annotation, biological process: phospholipid catabolic process. The coding region runs from base 1 to 1320 and encodes 439 amino acids. NCBI's taxonomy places the organism in Eukaryota, Fungi, Ascomycota, Eurotiomycetes, Eurotiales, Aspergillaceae. The record is from RefSeq and is a predicted model, not a curated record. Gene Ontology annotation, molecular function: hydrolase activity, acting on ester bonds.